GGAUACCUUGUGCAUGAAGACAGAUUUGUUCUAUGGCCUCGGAGUUGGGUGCCGGGGACGAUGGCGGCUGCACUGAGCUGGCAAAGCCCCUAUAUCUUCAAUAUCUGGAGAGGGCCCUCCGGUUGGACCAUUUCCUGCGACAAACAUCAGCCAUCUUCAACAGGAAUAUUUCUAGUGAUGAAAGUGAAGAUGGGCUGGAUGACAGUAAUCCUUUAUUGCCCCAGUCUGGGGAUCCCUUAAUACAAGUUAAGGAAGAGCCUACAAACUCAUUGCUUGGUGAAACUUCUGGAGCAGGGAAUUCUGGAAUGUUAAACACAUACUCACUAAAUGGGGUUCUACAAUCAGAAUCGAAGUCUGACAAAGGGAAUUUAUAUAACUUCUCUAAAUUGAAGAAAAGCAGAAAGUGGCUAAAGAAUAUUUUGCUAAGUGAUGAGUCCAGUGAGGCUGAGUCUCAGAGUGAAAAUAGUGAAGAAGAAGAUGAUGAUGAUGAAGAACUUAAUCUCAGUAGAGAAGAGCUUCAUAAUAUGCUGCGGCUACACAAGUACAAAAAACUUCAUCAGACUAAGUAUAGCAAAGACAAGGAGUUGCAGCAAUACCAGUACUACAGUGCAGGCCUGCUUUCAACAUAUGACCCUUUUUAUGAACAACAACGGCAUCUCCUUGGACCCAAAAAAAAGAAAUUCAAGGAGGAAAAGAAACUUAAAGCCAAGUUGAAAAAAGUGAAGAAAAAAAGGCGAAGGGAUGAAGAACUUUCCUCUGAAGAGUCCCCUCGUCGCCAUCACCAUCAAACCAAAGUCUUUGCUAAAUUUUCUCAUGAUGCUCCUCCUCCUGGCACCAAGAAGAAGCACUUAUCCAUUGAACAGCUUAAUGCUCGUCGCAGGAAAGUAUGGCUCAGCAUUGUGAAAAAGGAACUACCAAAGGCCAACAAGCAGAAAGCUUCAGCUCGUAACCUGUUUCUCACCAAUAGCCGAAAGCUUGCCCAUCAGUGUAUGAAGGAGGUUCGUCGAGCUGCCUUGCAGGCCCAGAAGAACUGUAAAGAGACUCUGCCUCGUGCCCGCCGUCUUACAAAAGAGAUGCUUCUAUACUGGAAGAAAUAUGAAAAGGUAGAGAAGGAACACCGUAAGCGUGCAGAGAAAGAAGCAUUGGAACAACGGAAGUUGGAUGAAGAAAUGCGGGAGGCCAAGAGACAACAGAGAAAACUGAACUUCUUAAUUACCCAGACAGAAUUGUAUGCCCAUUUCAUGAGUCGCAAGCGAGACAUGGGUCAUGAUGGAAUACAGGAAGAAAUCUUAAGGAAACUAGAAGACAGUUCUACCCAGAGACAAAUUGACAUUGGUGGGGGGGUAGUAGUUAACAUCACACAGGAGGAUUACGAUAGUAACCAUUUCAAAACCCAGGCUCUGAAGAAUGCUGAAAAUGCUUAUCAUAUUCAUCAAGCGCGGACAAGGUCUUUUGAUGAAGAUGCAAAAGAAAGUCGAGCAGCUGCCCUACGGGCAGCAAAUAAAUCUGGCACUGGGUUUGGGGAGAGUUACAGUCUGGCAAACCCAUCUAUUCGUGCUGGCGAGGACAUUCCACAGCCUACAAUAUUUAAUGGCAAAUUAAAAGGUUAUCAGUUGAAAGGCAUGAAUUGGUUGGCAAAUCUCUAUGAACAGGGUAUUAAUGGAAUUCUUGCUGAUGAAAUGGGCCUUGGCAAAACAGUACAGAGCAUUGCACUCCUUGCUCAUCUGGCGGAAAGAGAGAAUAUCUGGGGACCUUUCUUGAUAAUUUCACCUGCUUCUACUCUUAACAAUUGGCACCAGGAGUUCACUAGAUUUGUUCCAAAGUUUAAGGUGCUACCAUAUUGGGGAAAUCCUCAUGACAGGAAAGUAAUCAGGAGAUUCUGGAGUCAGAAGACCCUUUACACUCAGGAUGCCCCUUUCCACGUGGUCAUCACCAGCUACCAGUUGGUAGUUCAAGAUGUAAAAUAUUUUCAACGGGUCAAGUGGCAAUACAUGGUAUUGGAUGAGGCUCAGGCGCUUAAAAGUAGUUCCAGUGUUCGUUGGAAGAUCCUCUUGCAGUUCCAAUGUCGAAAUCGUCUUUUGCUAACUGGAACCCCCAUUCAAAACACCAUGGCAGAGCUCUGGGCUCUGCUACACUUCAUUAUGCCAACAUUAUUUGAUUCCCACGAGGAGUUUAAUGAAUGGUUUUCCAAAGACAUUGAGAGCCAUGCAGAAAACAAAUCCGCCAUUGAUGAGAAUCAGCUCUCUCGCUUACAUAUGAUCCUAAAGCCUUUUAUGCUGAGGAGAAUCAAGAAAGAUGUGGAGAAUGAAUUAUCGGACAAGAUUGAGAUUCUAAUGUAUUGCCAGCUGACCAGUCGACAAAAGCUACUGUAUCAGGCACUAAAGAACAAAAUUUCCAUUGAGGAUUUAUUGCAGUCUUCUAUGGGCUCUACCCAGCAAGCACAGACCACCACAAGCAGCCUUAUGAAUCUGGUCAUGCAGUUUAGGAAGGUGUGCAAUCACCCAGAGUUAUUUGAAAGACAAGAAACUUGGUCUCCAUUUCAUAUUUCCCUAAAGCCAUAUCAGAUUUCAAAAUUCAUCUACCGUCAUGGACAGAUCAGGGUUUUCAACCAUUCACGAGACAGGUGGUUAAGGGUUCUUCUUUCUCCAUUUGCACCCGACUAUAUCCAGCAAUCUAUAUUUCACAGAAAAGGUGUUAAUGAAGAAAGUUGUUUCUCUUUUCUUCGCUUUAUUGAUGUUUCACCAUCAGAAAUGGCAAAUCUUAUGCUUCAGGGACUUUUGGCCAGAUGGUUAGCUCUUUUCCUGACUCUGAAAGCCUCCUACAGGCUCCAUCAGCUGAGAUCGUGGGGAGAGCCAGAAGAAAAUCACCAGAGAUAUCUCAGAAACAAGGAUUUCCUUCUUGGGGUUAAUUUUCCACUUUCCUUUCCUAAUCUUUGUAGCUGCCCUUUGUUAAAGUCUCUUGUUUUCAGCAGCCACUGUAAAGCAGUGAGUGGCUAUUCAGACCAGAUCAUCCAUCAGCGGAGAUCAGCUACCUCCUUGCUUCGUUGCUGCCUCACUGAGCUGCCAUCUUUUUUGAGUGUGGCCAGCCCACGAGUCACCGCGGUGCCAUUGGAUUCUUACUGCAAUGACCGAAGUGCAGAAUAUGAGAGACGAGUAUUGAAGGAAGGAGGGAGUCUGGCAGCAAAGCAGUGUUUGUUGUAUGGGGCCCCAGAGCUGGCAGUGGACUGGCUCAAUCGGCGAUCCCAGUUCUUCCCAGAGCCAGCAGGAGGUCUCUGGGGCAUUAGGCCUGAAAACGGAUGGUCUUUCAUCAGGAUUCCAGGCAAGGAGAGCCUCAUCACCGACAGUGGAAAGCUGUAUGCCCUUGAUGUCCUUCUGACUCGGCUUAAGUCUCAAGGUCAUAGGGUCCUUAUCUACUCCCAGAUGACCAGGAUGAUAGACCUGCUGGAGGAAUAUAUGGUUUAUAGGAAGCAUACCUACAUGAGGCUAGAUGGGUCAUCCAAAAUCUCAGAGAGGCGGGACAUGGUUGCUGAUUUUCAGAACAGGAAUGACAUCUUUGUGUUCCUGCUAAGCACACGAGCUGGAGGAUUGGGUAUCAAUCUUACUGCUGCAGAUACAGUGAUUUUCUAUGACAGUGACUGGAACCCUACUGUGGACCAGCAGGCCAUGGACAGGGCCCAUCGCUUAGGGCAGACAAAACAGGUUACUGUAUACCGGCUUAUCUGUAAAGGCACCAUUGAAGAACGCAUUCUGCAGCGAGCCAAGGAGAAGAGUGAGAUUCAGCGGAUGGUGAUUUCUGGUGGAAACUUCAAACCAGAUACAUUGAAACCCAAAGAGGUGGUUAGUCUUCUUCUAGAUGAUGAAGAGUUGGAGAAGAAAUUGAGACUGCGACAAGAAGAGAAACGGCAGCAAGAGGAAACAAAUCGAGUGAAAGAGCGCAAGCGCAAGCGGGAAAAGUAUGCAGAGAAGAAGAAAAAAGAAGACGAAUUGGAUGGAAAGAGGAGAAAGGAAGGUGUGAGCCUGGUGAUCCCAUUUGUCCCGUCAGCUGAUAAUUCCAACCUCUCUGCUGAUGGGGACGACUCCUUUAUCAGUGUGGACUCAGCCAUGCCCAGCCCAUUCAGUGAGAUCUCCAUCAGCAGUGAACUGCACACUGGCUCCAUUCCCCCCGAUGAGAGCAGCAAUGACAUGUUGGUCAUUGUGGAUGACCCGGCCUCCUCAGCACCUCAGUCUCGAGCCACCAACUCUCCUGCUUCCAUCACAGGCUCUGUCUCAGACACUGUGAAUGGAAUUUCCAUUCAGGAAAUGCCAGCUGCAGGACGUGGCCACUCAGCUCGGAGCCGGGGCCGUCCCAAAGGUUCUGGCACCACAGCCAAAGGAGCCGGCAAAGGCCGAAGCCGGAAAUCCACCGCGGGCAGCGCUGCUGCCAUGGCAGGAGCCAAAGCAGGGGCUGCCGCAGCCUCUGCAGCUGCCUAUGCUGCAUACGGGUACAAUGUGUCUAAAGGCAUCUCUGCCAGCAGUCCUCUGCAAGCAUCCAUUGUUCGGCCCACGGGCCUUGCUGACUUUGGACCUUCAAGCGCCUCUUCUCCCUUGAGUUCCCCCUUGAGCAAAGGAAAUAAUGUUCCUGGGACUCCCAAGACCCUCCACUUGACCAGCAGCCUGGGCCCUGACUCCCUGGCCCGGAAGCAGGGCAAAGGCACUCACCCCUCUGGAAGCCGGUAACCAACUCCCAGGCUCUCCAGCUUACUUCAACCAAACCAGGGCUAAAGAUGCGGCCUGCAGAUGAACUCCCGCUGGCUUGCCCCAUGCAGCACCAUCCACAGCAGGCUGAAGUAAUCCCCGCCAGCACAGCGAGAACAGACAUCACCAGGCGCUCAAGAUGCAUUCUUUGGGGCUGCAUGGAGAACAGCCCUCGAGAGGCCUGUCACACGACGUUAUAGCCAAGUCCCACACCGUAUCCUGGGAGGGGCUGCUGGGUUCUGGCUUUGGCCAAGGCUUGGAAGUGCAGUAAAGAAUGUGCUUU
Molecule: messenger RNA, 5016 nt
Organism: Suncus etruscus (white-toothed pygmy shrew)
Lineage: Eukaryota; Metazoa; Chordata; Mammalia; Eulipotyphla; Soricidae
Gene: INO80
Product: INO80 complex ATPase subunit
Exons: 35
Coding region: 33-4715 (1560 amino acids)
Biological process (GO): DNA-templated transcription; chromatin remodeling; DNA repair
Cellular component (GO): nucleus; Ino80 complex
Molecular function (GO): ATP hydrolysis activity; ATP binding; histone binding
Source: RefSeq, a predicted model, not a curated record